This is a messenger RNA of Stegastes partitus (bicolor damselfish), 1815 nucleotides long. RefSeq names its product alpha-1,6-mannosylglycoprotein 6-beta-N-acetylglucosaminyltransferase B-like. NCBI's taxonomy places the organism in Eukaryota, Metazoa, Chordata, Actinopteri, Pomacentridae. The record is from RefSeq and is a predicted model, not a curated record. The coding region runs from base 1 to 1815 and encodes 604 amino acids. The transcript has 13 exons. Gene Ontology annotation, cellular component: Golgi apparatus. Gene Ontology annotation, biological process: protein N-linked glycosylation. Gene Ontology annotation, molecular function: alpha-1,6-mannosylglycoprotein 6-beta-N-acetylglucosaminyltransferase activity.
AUGGAUCCUGCGUAUCCUGUGUGUGCAGAGAAAGUGGAGUUCCUGCAGGCCCGUUGGCAAUCAGACCCCUGUUAUGCGUUUUAUGGGGUGGAUGGUACCACUUGCUCCAUCUUGACUUACCUCAGCCAAAUAGAAGACUUCUGUCCCCAUCGUCUUGGAAGGAACCACUCUGCGCUGCCGUGGCAUCAGAAGCCUGGCUCUGAUAGAGAAAAGGCUGAGAUACGCAAAACUCUGAGGCCGCUGUUUGAGGCGACCAGCAAUGACAGCGGUUCGGCAAUGAAGUUCAUCCGGUCCAGAGUAGAAAGAAUGUCUGAGCGGUGGAUACAAGCUGGUCUGAGAAUGAAGCAGAGCAGCAAUCGGACCAGCUCAACCCAGAUGAGGGUGCUGCUUUACCCCGGGGCCCUGGCUGGGAGUGUUGGCCAGCGUUUUGAAGCCAUGGUGGAGAGAGGAGGUCCUCUGGGAGAGCUGGUCCAGUGGGCUGACCUCAGUGCCUGUCUGACAAUCCUGGGCCACAACCUGACCUUCAGCACCUCACAGCGCCAACUCUCCAGCUUCAUAGGUGCUGCUCCAGGUCGAGGCAGUUGUCCAAUCCAAAGGCCCCUCACCUUCGACCUCAUCUACACCGACUACCACGGCCUUGCUCAUCUCCAGGGAGCCAUGGGACUGGCUUUCCAGCAUUACCAGUGCCGCUUUAGGAUCUUGGACUCAUUUGGAACCGAACCAGCCUUCAACUUGGCGAGUUAUGCUCAUAGCCACGGAUAUAAAACACUGUGGGGCAGCUGGGGUCUUCAGCCUCUGCAGUACAUGACCAUGUUCCCUCAUACUCCUGAUAAUUCAUUCCUGGGCUUUGUGAGUGAAGAGGCAGUGAGGAAGGAGGUGAGGGAGGACGAGCUCGAGCCAGAGAGCUACGGGAAAGAAAGGAUAGCAGUCGUGUACGGAAAACAGGACUACAUGUGGCAGGGUAAAUCUGAGUAUGUGAAGGUGAUCAGCGAGGAACUGGAGACUCACGCUACAGUUUACCAGCCACCGGGACACGCCUCAAAUAUACCCAGCUUCAUCAGAAAUCACGGACUGCUGACUCAGGAACACUUCCUACGACUUCUCCGCAGGGCUAAGCUAUUUGUGGGUCUUGGGUUCCCCUAUGAGGGUCCAGCUCCUAUCGAGGCAAUAGCUCUGGGCUGCGUCUUCCUUCAGCCACGUUUUGACCCUCCACACUCAUCAGACAACAACGACUUCUACAAGGGGAAGCCCACCACGAGACAGAUUUCCUCCCAGCACCCUUAUGCUGAAGAAUUCAUCGGUAAACCAUACGUGUGGACCGUGAAUGUGACCAACAGCACCGACAUACGGGAGGCAGUCAGAGCUAUUCUGAGCACCGAGGUGAAGUCUUUCACUCCUCAAGAGUUCACUUGUGUGGGAAUGUUGGAGCGGGUUCAUGGUUACAUCACUCACCAGAACUUCUGCAGUAAAUCUGUGCCUACUUGGCCACCAGAAAGCGCUCUCAGGGUGCACUUGGGUCCACUUGGUCAGUCCUGUGUGAGUGUGUGCCGACGCUCCUCCCUCUUCUGUGAACCAGCUCUCUUUCACCACCUCAACACCCUUGCUGCGUUUAGCAGGUUGGGACUUGGUUGCUCCAGCACGGUUCAGGAGACCAACCACCUGUUUCCUUCCUACAGCCCUUGGGGUCGUCACUGUGGCCUUCAGCUGGAGCCUCUGCUGUUCAGUUGUGCCGGUUCUGACCUUUCAUACCGCAGACUGUGUCCCUGCAGAGCUCACCUGCCUGGACAGGUCGCACUCUGCCCUGACUGCCUCUAA